CGCUGGCCUCAGGGUUGUGGGAUGCAGGCCCGCUGACCCCGGACUCACACCACCAGCCGGGACUCGGACGCGCCCGUGCACGUGGCUGCCCCCAGACUACCCGCACCCCUGACUCCGGCCCCCCGCAGCCCAGGGGAGCGUCAUGCUCUUAGGCUCCACCAGAGUCCAAGGCUGGCAGCUUUGAGCUCCUAAGGCCUUGAGCUUUACACCGGACUGACCCCUUCCCUGCCCCGUGGCCAGGCGUCAGGGCCGGGGUGCCCCUGACGCCUCCGUCCAGGCCCCACCCAGGCUGCUGCUCUGCGCCCAUCCCCGCAUCGCGCCCCGAGGACUGCGAUCGUCCUGCUGUCCAGCCCUACGGACAGCAGUCCUGGGGCCUGAGCGGGCGGGGGGCUGCUUGUGACUGGGGCCGAUGGGGUCUGACCCUGACAUUUUCUUUGCAGGAACCCCUGGCCUGGCCAUGGACUCCGAGUGCGCCCAGCUCCUGCCAGCCCUCUGCGCAGCCCUGGCCGACCCCAGGCAGCCGGUGGCAGAUGACACCUGUUUGGAGAAGCUGCUGGACUGGUUUAAAACUGUAACUGAAGCUGGUAAGGGGUCCAGUCUGCUGCUGCUGCAGGACAGCCCUUGCCUGGUGGAGCUGCUGCUCCAGGUGCUGAAGUCCCAGGACCUGAGUCCCGGAGUCCUCUCCUUCUCUCUCCGCCUUGCGGGCAUAUUUGCCGCCCAGGAAGACUGCUUCCAGUAUCUUCAGCAGGGCGAGUUGCUGCCCGGGCUCUUCGGAGAGGCGGGUCCCCUUGGCGGAGCAGCCUGGACAGUGCCCACGGUGCGCAGCGGCUGGAUCCAGGGCCUGCGCUCCCUGGCACAGCACCCCAGCGCCCUGCACUUCUUGGCCGACUCUGACUCUGGUACCCUGGACACCAUCUUCUCUCUGCAGGGAGAUUCCAGCCUCUUUGUGGCCUCAGCAGCUGGGCAGCUCCUGGCACACACCCUGGCUCUGUCUAUGCGAGACCAGGCCGAGGGACACCCCAGCCCUCAGGCCUGUGACUGGCCGGCAAGUGCCCAGAGGAUUUUGGGCCAUGUCGAGGAGUCCCUGCGUUCCACCGCCACCCCGCAGGUCACGCAGGCCCUGAACGUCCUGACCACCACAUUUGGGCACUGCCAGAGCCCUUGGACGCAAGUCCUUUGGGUGCGGCUGAGUCCCCUCGUGGCCUGUCUGCUCGAGAAAGACCCUGUCCCAGCCGCACACUCGCUGGUGGAUCUCCUCCUCAGCGUGGCCCGCUCUCCUGCGCUGAGUGCUGACUGCAGCCUGUGGGAGACGUUGGCACAGACCCUGGGCCAUCUGAGCCCCGCUCAAGCAGGGCCUCUGGCCCUGGGGGUCCUGAAACUGCAGGACUGUCUGCAGGCACUGAGGACACAGGCCUUCGAUGUUCUCCUGCAGCCCCUGGCCUGUGUCCUGAAGGCUGCUCAGGCCCCCGGGUCCCCAGGCCUGCUGGUGGGGCCCGCGGGGGACUCGGUGGUGGCGGAUGCGCUCCUGUCCUCCAGGUCGGCCUGCGUGGGUCUCCUGUGCCAGACCCUAGCCCACCUGGAGCUGCUGCAGCCCGUGCCCCAGCGGCCCUCGCCCUGGCCCCAGGCGCCCCUGCUGGGGGCUGCGGUGACAGUCCUGCGGUUCUGCAAUGGCUCGGCAGUCCCCACCUCCGACUCCAACGUGGGGGGCCGCCUCUGUGUGAUCCUGGCUGGCUGCGUCCGGGUCCAGCGAGCGGCCCUUGAUUUCCUGGGGACACUGUCUGAGGGGACAGGCCCCCGAGAGCUGGUGACGCAGGUGUUUGCUGUCCUCCUGGAUUACCUCAAGAGCCCCGACUCCAGCCCCACGGUUCUGAAGAAGGCCUUCCAGGCCACGCUCAGGUGGCUCCUGAGCUCGCCUCGGCCCCCCGGCUGCUGCGACCUGGACCCCCACACCCAGCUGUUCCUCAGAGAGCUUCUCCCUGUGCUGCAGAAGCGCCUGUGCAGCCACUGCUGGGAGGUGAGGGACUCGGGCCUCGAGUUCCUGACCCAGGUGACCCGACACUGGGCAGGACAGGCCAGCUUCAGACAGGCGCUCCUGGCUUCCGAGGUGCCUGAGCUCGCCCAGCAGCUCCUGCAAGACCCUGAGAGCUACGUCCGAGCAAGCGCAGUGACCGCCGUAGGGCAGCUGUCCAUCGGGGGGCUGCACGCCGCCCCCGCCGGCCCUGAGCACCCAGGAGGCCCGCAGAAGAGCCUGCUCCCAGACCUGCUACACGUCCUGUCCACAGACUCGGAGGGCUUCCCGCGGAGAGCAGUCAUGCAGGUCUUCACCCAGUGGCUGAGGGGCGGCCACGAGGACGUGGCCGAGGACACGGAGCGCUUUGUGGCCAGGGUGCUCCAGGUGGCGAGCCAGGACCUGGACUGGGAGGUGCGGGCCCAGGGCCUGGAGCUGGCGCUGGUGUUCCUGGCUCAGACACUGGGGCAGCCCGGCUCCUGCUGUCCCUAUGCUGUCGCCGCCACGGAGACCAUCCCCCCCAGCCGGCUGGCGCAGGCCCUGCGGGCGUUCUGCCGCAUGCAGCUCUUCGAGUUUGCCUUCCGAGCCUUGUUCGACUGUGACCGCCCUGUGGCCCGGAAGUCCUGUGAGCUCCUGCUCUUCCUGCGGGACAAGGCUGCUCCCUAUGACGGCUCGCAGGAGGCGCGGAGCAGCCCCGACGUGGCCUCCGUGGAGGCCGCCCUGCAGAGGUGGCGGGCAGGUGAGCAGGGCCAGCCCCUGGGGCCCCUGGAGCCCGAGGCCGUGCUGGCUGUGCUGAGGUCCAUGGACCUGGAGGGCCUCCAGGGGGCACUGGCUGAGAGCAGUGACCACGUGGAGAAGAGCCCCCAGUCGCUCCUGCAGGACAUGCUGGCCACUGUGGGCAUCCUGGGGGACAACGAGGCCGACUGCUACUGAGAUGGCCCCUCAGCAACCUCCUGCCCUCACUGCUGGGCUGGUCCCUCCCGUAGGUCCCCAGGGCUCCAGCUCAGCUGGCUGCACAGGGGGUCCUCAGGGAGCCAGGACCAGGAAGACCCGCAGGCCAGAGUCACAUGUUGGGAUGUUUAUUAAAGUGGCUUAUUUUCUACUAAAAUAAAUGGCCUGUGACAAGGCCACUGAGUCGGUG
Miniopterus natalensis is the source of this 3149-nucleotide messenger RNA. NCBI's taxonomy places the organism in Eukaryota, Metazoa, Chordata, Mammalia, Chiroptera, Miniopteridae. The record is from RefSeq and is a predicted model, not a curated record.